UUGCUUGACUAUCCAAGAUCCAAGCAACGUUUUCUUAAACUGAAAAGGAAAAUUAUUCCCAAAACAUGCGUCAUAAUUACUUUGUUGUGACAUUGGUUGCUCUAUCAUUGUUAAAUGUAAUGACCGAGGCAAAUAAGGUCUGUCAACGUGGACCCCCUGGACUCAAUGGACAACAAGGAAUUCCAGGCCGAGAUGGUCGAGACGGUCGUGACGGUAAAUGGACACCUGGUGCUUCAGGUCCUCCAGGCCUGAAAGGUGAUCGAGGUCCUCCAGGAAUACCAGGUCAAUCACCAGUAAUAAACUGGAAACAGUGCGCGUGGAAAAAGUCCGAAGAUAAAGACAAUGGUCUGAUCAAGGAAUGUAUUUUCAGGAAAAAACAAACAAGCACGGCUCUGCGUGUUUUCUAUGGAGGUAAUCUUCGAAUCGAUUGUCAGAAUUGCUGUAAAAGAUGGUACUUUACAUUUAAUGGAGCUGAAUGUCAAGGACCUCUGCCUAUUGAUGGUAUCUUCUAUACGCGUAUCCACAACGACAUACACCGUCACCGUCACAUCGAAGGAUACUGUACGAACAUCCCCGCAGGCCAAGUGCGCGUUGGAUUUUGGGUAGGGAAUUGUAAAGGGCAAGGAAGAAAUGCAGAUGCACACAGCGGAUGGAAUUCUGUUUCAAGGAUUGUGAUCGAAGAGGUCCCUCCACAGCAAACAUAAAUCACUAAAUCACCAGAAAGAAUUGAACCGACUGAACAACAAGCAACAAACCGUAAUCAACCAACCAAACAACAAUCAAGAGAGAAUCAGUUAAACCAGUCACCUACAGCAAUCAGUACCCAACCAGCUUAAUAAAACGUCAAAUUAGUAACCACCAAUUCAUCACUGC
This is a messenger RNA of Exaiptasia diaphana, 873 nucleotides long. Its product is annotated as collagen triple helix repeat-containing protein 1. The record is from RefSeq and is a predicted model, not a curated record. NCBI's taxonomy places the organism in Eukaryota, Metazoa, Cnidaria, Anthozoa, Actiniaria, Aiptasiidae.